UGCUACUAAACCCCGCACUGAUGCACACUUUCCGUGCUCAAACAGCCCUUCCAAGUCUAGUCCGUCUAGUCCGUCUCUUGGAGUCACCUGCCAAUCUCUACAAGACCGUCGCAGGAACAGAAUUGGAUCCUCUUCCCUCCCGGACACUUCCAAACCCGAUAACAACUGUGUCUGUGUCAUAGUAUUUGACAGUCGAAGUUCUGCUUUAUGACCAUUUUUUUAUUAUUGUUACUUUCAAGGUGUGUAAUCUCUCAGCAAUUUAUCCGUUUGUGGAAGGAAGCUUACUGGGGUACUGGAUCAUUUGAGAAUUUGGCAUCUGUGAUAGUUUCAUUCAGGGCGUGAGGACCAGCUACGUUUGGAGGAGCCCCUCUUUUACUAAAUUUGUCGACACAGAAUUUGUUUCGAAAGUCUUGGAAGUUCCUGGAAUGGGCUCUGAAUCUUCUAAGAAUUGAUCAAGGGAACGGAGAUCCUUUGAGGGACCAAGUAGCACAGGAUCUGUUUCUUUUCAUUUUUUUCGUAUGAGAUACGAAACAGUCUGAAUACGGGCUUUUCGAAAUAUUUAUUCGGUUCAGAAGGUCAAGAUUGCAGGGGUUGCUGCGACUGUUGUCGUGCUUGUGGUGUUGCUCAGCACAGGUGGUGAGGAAUCACUUGAAGGAUUUGGUUCAGUUCCAAAUAGAGUGAUUAUGGCGACCAAGGUCGCUAACAGCUCGGUAGCCAUUGCCAUGGCAUUCGCAGGGCGUGCUGUGAGAGCUUGCGAUGUUUGCGCUAAGAAGAAUGCGCACUGGUUUUGCUCGGCAGAUGAUGCGUACUUGUGCACGGCAUGUGACACGCAGGUGCACUCUGCGAACGCGCUGUCACUUCGCCACGAGCGAGUUCGUCUUUCCCCCAAUGGCACGCCCAUGCUUUCGCUGGCCAAGGAAUCCAAGGUCCCAGAUGAGGCAGGUUGUGGUAUUCACCGCAUGAAGAAACUGCACCCAGCUCCUAAGCAGGUUCAGCCUGCACGCAAGCGCUCGAAAGUGACCAAGCCGUAUUCUCACCACUUGAGGAAGCUGACCAGGAUGGUCUCGAAGGACAUGAUGAAGUCCGAGGAUUCUGUUGCUGUAAAGGCAGAGCUUGAGCUGUUCGAUUUCCUCGACACAGAUGAAUUCCUCAACAACGGAAACCAGGAGGUCCCAUCUCUGUCUACUGUAAUGGACCCUGACUCUCCCUGUUCCUCCGAUUAUGACUUGCUUUCAUCGGAUUAUGAAAUUCAGGAGAGCGAUCACUUGGCUUCAGCCGAUUCGUUUGCGUCUUACUUCAAGGGCAAAGCAGCUCACUCACAAACCUUCUCCGAUGACAGCGACCAGUUUCUAGUUCCGGACGCUUUCGACUUCUGUCUCAAUGUCGACAUGCCAGUCGCGACCACCACCCCUGCCGAUGCAAACAUUGACCUCUCAGGGGAGGCAUUUUUUCUUCCUGGUGAUAUUCCCGGGCUUGAUGGAUUCGAGAGCUUCGUCCCAGAGAUGGGCCUCACAGACGACUUCUCCCUGACCUUCGACCUCGCGCUUCAGAAUGGUUUGGAGGCGCCUAUCGAAGCAACCGAACCCGCAAAGUUCGAAUACAAACCCAAUCCAGCAGAACCCGACCACAUCACGGCCGGUCCCUUCGCCAAGUUCUUUGCUCAGAAGCCUAAAGCCGAGUCUCAGGAGCUAAUUUCUCCCGAACAGGUGAAAAGAGAAGCCAUGGAGAUGCUCAAGUGCUGCCGCGAGGGAGACCACGAGGGCUUGAACAUGCCCUCCCUCAAGUUGAACAUGAAAGACAUUCUGGCUGAAUGGUCCAACAGAGGCGAGCCAUGGAUCUCAUCCGAUGACUCGAUCUCCUCAGGCAGUGAUGUUGGUCUAGUCCCAGACAUGGACGCAGUAACCGCCGAUGAGAGUCAGAGCGGCGGCGACAGGGAUGCCCGAGUACUCCGCUACAAGGAGAAGCGCGCUACGCGACUGUUCUCGAAGAAGAUCCGGUACGAGGUCAGGAAGGUGAAUGCUGAGCGACGCCCUCGCAUGAAAGGCAGAUUCGUGAAGAGGACCUCCAGCAGCUCGUAGCUUUCACCAAUCGACGCACUCCCGCCCAUCCAUUUGAUUAUACAUAGAAUUUUCAUUGCCGUAGUUAAGUUCAACGAGGUUCAUCGUGAGAAAUGCGUCUCCGUCGCAGUCCAGGGAGCAGCGCACAGGAUAGCAAGGUUUGGUCUGACAGGUAGCCAAGAGCGGCACUGGGGUAGCUCUUCGUCGACUUCAGCGUCGCCUUGACGAAGACGACUCGAUCAGUCAAAUUUUGACCCAUUUGAGUAAGGUUUUUGCCAUGCUUGCACAAAAAGAAGAAAACAAACAAAAACAAAAAUGCUAGAUUCGAAGGUGGAUACCUGGCAACGCCGUGUAUCAUAGAGACUUUCUCCGAAGCUAGCUGCAACAUUUCCGUGGCUUCCAGUGAAGAUGUUCCAAGUCUGGCGGUAUCAAGGUCUUUAAUCCAAGUAUUGUUCAAAGGUCAAGGUUUACAAGGAAUAGGACUAGUCCCACGUUGAGCGUGGGAUCAGCGGUGAACCUUUUUUGCCAUCCUCGAGAUGGUUCAUUUCGCAAGGCUCAGUACCGCACUCGUGCGGUUUUUUCAGAGAAGGUGUUACAUUCAUAGUUUUUUCCAUGGAUUCUCGAUCAUUAGCCUGGCGUCCAGCUUGAGGUUGACGAGAAUCGAUAGAAAUGUUACUUCGUUCACGUCCAUGUUGAUCGCGAAGGACACAAUGGGUAUCUUUCGUCGAUAAUAUUUUUUCGUUUCAACAGAUGUGCUGUCUCGAAUGCUGUGCUUAUGCAACAUGAUCUUCGCAAAGGAUGAUCUGUUGGUAUAGAGUUGCAUCCGGGGAUUUGAUUAGCAAGUCGUGAAAUGUAAGGAUUGAUCAACAGGGCAGCAGCGAUUAAUAUUUGCAUCGCUCUUCUGUACAUAUUUGUGCAUCAUUUUAUUUACAAACCUGGUACACGAAGGUGAUUACUGGUCCAUUUUUCUGUAUCA
Molecule: messenger RNA, 3033 nt
Organism: Physcomitrium patens
Lineage: Eukaryota; Viridiplantae; Streptophyta; Bryopsida; Funariales; Funariaceae
Product: zinc finger protein CONSTANS-LIKE 16
Biological process (GO): regulation of DNA-templated transcription
Cellular component (GO): nucleus
Molecular function (GO): zinc ion binding; protein binding
Source: RefSeq, a predicted model, not a curated record